Messenger RNA from Aptenodytes forsteri (emperor penguin), 704 nucleotides. RefSeq names its product transmembrane protein 234 (gene TMEM234). The record is from RefSeq and is a predicted model, not a curated record. The transcript is spliced from 5 exons. NCBI's taxonomy places the organism in Eukaryota, Metazoa, Chordata, Aves, Sphenisciformes, Spheniscidae. Bases 1 to 384 code for a protein of 127 amino acids.
AUGGCAGCAGGAGAGGCAGCGGUGCUGGUGCUGGUGGCCGUGCUGUGGGGCAGCACCGGGCCGUUCCUGCGGACAGGCGCGGCGGGGCUGGAGGAGGUGCGGUGCCAGGGCCGCCUGCAGCAGCUGCUGGCCGAGAUCCGCUUCCUGGGCCUCAACUACAAGUACAUGGUGCCGUUUCUGCUCAAUCAAGGUGGGUCUCUCCUCUUCUACCUCACCUUGGCAUCCGCAGAUCUGUCCCUGGCAGUACCGCUCUGUAACUCCCUGGCUUUGAUAGUCACGCUGGGGACUGGGAGGAUUCUGGGAGAGGACAUCGGUGGUAAAAGGGCUGCGGCAGGAAUGCUGCUCACCGUCCUAGGAGUCGCGCUCUGUGUUGCUGGCUCGUGAACGAGACGCAGUGAGAAGCAGAGGAAGGGAACCUGUUCAAAGGUAACCCCCGUGGCUGAAGGGGGGGCUUCUGGCUCCGCAGCACACCGUUUGGCUCAGUUGGACCUAGGAAGCUGUAUUUUGAUACACGGAUGUCAAGAAACGUGAAAACGUGGACUGUAUUCCCUGAGCACCAGGGUGGAACAAGGCAUGUUGCAGGGACAUCCUAUUUAAUGUCUUGAGUUAAGGAAUUUUUUGUCUGUGGGUGUUUCAAGGCAAGGAUGAUUGAAUUGUCUUGUUCGGCACUGGAGGGAUAAUAAAGGGUUAAUAAAUCAUUCAAC